This is a messenger RNA of Acanthamoeba castellanii str. Neff, 894 nucleotides long. RefSeq names its product aldose 1epimerase family protein. The transcript has 7 exons. The record is from RefSeq and is a predicted model, not a curated record. Bases 1 to 894 code for a protein of 297 amino acids. Gene Ontology annotation, biological process: carbohydrate metabolic process. Gene Ontology annotation, molecular function: isomerase activity; carbohydrate binding. NCBI's taxonomy places the organism in Eukaryota, Discosea, Longamoebia, Acanthamoebidae.
AUGAACCAGGGCAAGGGAGGACUGGAGAGGGUAGUAAUUGGCCAUGCGGCCACGGGUGCAAGCGCCGAAGUCUACUUGUUGGGCGCGCACCUCACCUCUUUCAUCCCCAAGCGAGGCGGAGCCGACCUUCUCUUCGUGUCGCAGAAGGCCGAGUUUGCCGAGGGCAAGGCCAUCAGAGGCGGCGUGCCGAUCAUCUUCCCGCAGUUCUCGGACAUGGGGCCACUGACCAAGCACGGCUUCGCGCGUACGGCCCUGUGGGAGGUGGCGUCGGCCGCCGAUAGCGAGGUGACCCUCGUGCUCCGCUCCUCCGAGGCCACCAGGAAGCUGUGGCCCCACGACUUCGAAGCCCUCUUCCGCAUCGCCCUUGUUCCCCACGGAGGCACGCCCUUCUUUCAGGAAGCGGCAUUGGAGACCGAGUUCACCGUGAAGAACACGGGCAGCUCAGCCUUUGCCUUCACGGUGGCUCUCCACACCUACUUUGCCGUGAAGGACAUCCACGUCACCCGCGUGGAAGGUCUCCACAGGGAGGGAGAAGACCUGUACUACCUGGACAACACGCAGGGCAGGAAGAAGAUCAAGGAGGAGAGCAGGGAUGUCGGCUUCACCGGUGAGACAGACCGCAUCUACCUCCACACCGCCGACGAGCUGCGUCUCAAUGAUACCGAGAGGGCGAUCGUAAUCAAGAAGAGCGGCUUGGCCGAUGCCGUGGUCUGGAACGUGUGGGCCGAUAAGGUCAAGUCGAUGGCCGACCUCGGCGACGACGAAUGGCCCAGGUAUGCGUGCGUGGAAGUUGCGGCCGUGGAGCAUCCCGUCCAGCUGAACCCUCAGCAGAGCUGGACCGGCAAGCAGACCCUCUACGAGCAGUCGCGCAGUCGCAGCCCCUCCGCUCUCUGA